Messenger RNA from Clarias gariepinus (North African catfish), 1610 nucleotides. Its product is annotated as translocon-associated protein subunit alpha-like. The transcript is spliced from 9 exons. NCBI's taxonomy places the organism in Eukaryota, Metazoa, Chordata, Actinopteri, Siluriformes, Clariidae. The coding region runs from base 70 to 930 and encodes 286 amino acids. The record is from RefSeq and is a predicted model, not a curated record. Gene Ontology annotation, cellular component: endoplasmic reticulum; endoplasmic reticulum membrane.
CCCUCUCUCUCUGGUCAGUAGUUACAGUCAGCUCUCUCUUUUUCUCUCUCUUCACUUCUUCAUGAAACAAUGUUGCUGCUCGGAUUAAAGUCGCUGUUUGUGUAUCUGCUGCUGUUUCCGGCCGCUUUGCUCUCCGGCGGCCGAGUGUAUGCAGAACCUGACGCUGAAGUGACAGAUGACGUACUAGAUGCAGCAGUGGAGGAAGAGGAGGAGGAUGAAGAUGAGGAGGAAGUUCUGGAGCCUCAGACAGGAGAUGAGGAUGCUGAUGAUUUAGAUGAAGAUUCCCAAACUGCAGAUGUGACGUCUCACCCCGAUGCAGACACCACCAUCAUCUUCAUUACAGGAGAAGAGUUUCCAGCAAAUGAGAUUGUGAAGUUUCUGGUUGGUUUUACUAAUAAAGGCAGUCAGGAUUUUACAGUUCGCUCUCUUGAGGCAUCGUUCCGUUACCCACAGGACUACCAGUUCUACAUCCAAAAUUUCACAGCUCUGCAGCUGGAUGCCGUGGUGCAGCCGGAGAAACAGGCAUCAUUCGAGUACUCUUUUAUUCCCGCACAGCCGAUGGCCGGUCGUCCAUUUGGCCUUGUCAUCCUGCUCAACUACCACGACUCUGAGGGAAAUGUUUUCCAGAGUGCUGUUUUUAACCAGACGGUGACCAUCACUGAACUGGACGAGGGUCUGGAUGGAGAAACGAUGUUUAUGUACAUCUUCCUUGGCGGUUUGGUCUUCCUGAUGCUAUUCGCCAUGUAUCAGGUCUUGGAGUCUCGCAAAAAGAAGCGAGUCCCGGUGAAGGUUGAAACUGGCACAGGAGGGCUGAACAAUGUGGACAUUAGCUGGAUUCCACAGGAAACUCUUAAUGUCAUGAACAAAGCAUCUCCUAGAGCUUCCCCGAGAAAGCGUGCCAGGAGGACAGCCGGUGCUACAGAUCAGUAACAACAACAGCUUUUAACACCCAAAGCGUCAUCACAUUCCAGCAGUUUUACCUUCUACAAGUUCCCUGCACUCUCACACUUUUCAUUCACGGACUAAGCAAUUGUUAAAAUGCUUCAACAUAUCCAAAAUUUCUGAAGAAGCGUUACAGCAGCAAGUCUGCUGUUCUGAUCAAUCUUCUAAAUAGGAACAGGAGAUGACGUCAUGGACUCCGUCUCAAACUGCAGAACAGUGUGAGGCUCUAAAAUAUAAUAAGUUAGUGUAGAAGUGCUGCAUCUGGGACCCAGCCCAUGGAGCAGAUCAGCAGUGGUGUUGCUUUAUGAUCAAACCACACACAGGAGGAGAAACACUUCCCUGUGAUGUUCAACUCUUAAAAUGAGAGGACUCAAUAUAACAAACACUAAUUUAUAAUAAACACUAAGUUUAAGAAUAAACAGAAAUGUGCUUUUUACAUCAGUGUUUGUGAUGAACAUGAGCAGGAUCACAUGUUACAUCUGCUGUCUGUUAGCUUCCAGUGUUUGUUAGCCACAUUAUGUUUUAUUCCAAAUCUAGAUGACUAGACUUUUCAUUUUGGACCGACCAAAAGAAAUUGGACCAAAUUCAUGUUACAGACCCAGGAGACAAAUGUAUUACAUUUCUAAAUGAACAGUCCUCUCAUUAUUAUUAUUAUUAUCAAUUUUUAU